Molecule: messenger RNA, 265 nt
Organism: Neurospora hispaniola
Lineage: Eukaryota; Fungi; Ascomycota; Sordariomycetes; Sordariales; Sordariaceae
Exons: 1
Coding region: 17-262 (81 amino acids)
Source: RefSeq, a predicted model, not a curated record
UUUCCUGUCCUUCCAAAUGUGGUUACCGUUGGUAUUGCUCAUCACCAACUCUCUGUUUCGGGCGUUUUGCUUUGGAGACCUGGUCAUUCGGUCUCGCUAUCCGAAAUAUGGUGUCGUCAAUCCCAUAUUCCCAUCACCGUUACAUCACAGCCCUGCAGUUCGAACCGAGUCCAAGGGACUAUGCGAAGGGACAUGCAAGUCAUCACGCAUCAGUCCGUCUCAGUCUUGUAUCCACACGGCACGGGUGUUCCUCGCAAGGUAACAG